UUCCUUUUGGAUUUUUUCCAAAGUCUAUCGAAUGUUUUGAACCAUGGUGAAAAUAGCAGUACUAGGGUGCGGUCUCAUGGGUACCAAAAUUGCAGGAUGCAUGGCGUAUCAUGGGCACAGGGUGAAAAUCUUUGAUGUCAACGCGUCAGCUCUCGGUACUGUUCAGGAAAUUUUAGACCAGGACAAAGAAGAUUUACAUAGAGAUGGGCUGAUGACACAUCACAAAUUUCUGGGUCAAGUGUUAUGCAUGAGUCGGCUGGAGGACACGGUGGAAGAUGCAGAGUUUAUCUUCGAGGCUGUGAUAGAAGACAUAGAUGUCAAGAAAGAAUUGUUUGAAAGGUUGACUCAGAUGUGUAAACCAGAUGCUAUCAUUGGCAGUAACUCUCUUCAGUGUAACAUUGACGACAUUGCAGAAAGGGCAAAUUGCAAAGAGAGGAUCAUGAACCUAAGAUUUCUCCAUCCUGUAUACACGAUACCUGAAGUAGAGAUUACCACCACCAGACACACAACACCUGAUAAUGUAGAGAAAGUGAGGCAGCUGUUGGAGAAGAUGGGCAAAACUCUCUUCUAUCGGUCAGGCAAGGAACCUCUCAUCCUCUCGGAUAUCCAGAUUGCUUCAAGAAAACUAGCACGUCGUAAGCAGAUCCUGCGGCAGAGAGGCCUUGCAGGAUUUCCACUGAAUGAUGUACCAGGGCUGGGCCAUGAUGGCAACACGACACCCAUGCAAGACGAUGAUUGUGCCACGAGUAACGAUUCCGACUGCGCGAUCUGCAUGGACCGAAAACGCGACUGCCUUCUCUGCCCGUGCCACCAUCUCGUCACGUGCCACGAAUGUGCAAAGUCGCUGGUCAAUCGUCAGGACAGCUGCCCGAUAUGCCGGAAGGAGAUUUCGGAGAUCAUUCGCGUGUACACGGCUUGAUGCAACGUGGCAUGAGAUUUGUUGUCAAACAGGGUACCCCAUUGCCAAGGAUGGUGGCUACAAAAGUACUUGCUGCUGAUUGAAAGAAGGGAGCAAGUAUCGUAAGGUGGCAAGUACUUGCAAUCUACAGUCAAACCUGCUUUAGUGACCACUUGUCUACAAAGGCCACAUUUGUUGUUACCCUUGAAAAUGGUUUCUCAUUGAAUCAUGUACUAAAGGAACCUGUCUACAAAGGCCACUUUUUGUGCUUUCCUUGGGCGGUCGCUAUAGACAGGUUUGACUAUGAAUUUUUUUCGUAGUAUUUUCACCGACCAAAAGUUUUUACCUAGGUUUAAUUUAUCCAGAAUUUUAAGAGCAUUGUUCCACAGACUUAUCAUGUAGAUGUAAAUACCCAGAAGUUUUAAUAGAAAAUGUAGAAACAGUAACUUUAAAUGCAGGUAUGGUAAUACAUCUUGAAUAUUAUAAUGUUUUGUGCAAUAAUGUGUAGAUAUAUAUUUAAUGUAAGGUGUAUUUUUAGGAGUAGUGAAAGAUGACUACUUUUUUAAGUGGGUGGCCUUCUCCAAAAAAAAAGUGUUCCUUCUUUACUCAAUGAAGAACUCAAGACAAAACCUUUUUAUGCCUCCGCUACAAAGUAGCCAGAGGCAUUCAUGUUUUUGGGUUGUCCGUCGGUCCGUCUGUACGUAUGUAUG
This is a messenger RNA of Strongylocentrotus purpuratus (purple sea urchin), 1608 nucleotides long. RefSeq names its product probable 3-hydroxybutyryl-CoA dehydrogenase. The record is from RefSeq and is a predicted model, not a curated record. Gene Ontology annotation, molecular function: NAD+ binding. The transcript is spliced from 8 exons. Bases 44 to 919 code for a protein of 291 amino acids. Gene Ontology annotation, biological process: fatty acid metabolic process. NCBI's taxonomy places the organism in Eukaryota, Metazoa, Echinodermata, Echinoidea, Camarodonta, Strongylocentrotidae.